ACCCACCAACCGACCAACGACCCCACCAACUCUAAAACUCGAACCAUAAAUGCCACUCCCGAGCCCCCUCAAUCCACCUAAUAUGAUGUACUCGAAAUGCAAGCCCCCCUCUCGUCCGAUCGAAAAAUGGCUAUUAAAGCUUUGCCAAAAUAUUUGCAGAGGGAAGUGAACGAGGCGUUAGAGGGAUUGAAUCUAGAAGAGCAGGUUUCGUUACUCUCUGGAGCAGACUUCUGGAGAACUGUAGAGAUCCAGGGCCGGGUUGCUGGGAUCAAGACUACAGAUGGACCCAGUGGAGCUCGGGGGCAGUUUUUUUCUAAUGGGACAAAGGUUCUCUUGCGCCCUCCCUGGUAUUGACUUUGUUGGGGAACUGAUGGUGGAUAAUAACAAAACAGGCAGCAUUCUUCCCCUGUGGGGUCUCCCUCGCGGCAACCUGGGACACCAGCUUAAUCCAUCAAAUCGGUAAAGCCCUCGGUGAAGAGGCCCAAAGCAAGCAGGCAAACGUCCUCCUCGCCCCGACAGUAUGUAAUCACAGGUCCCCGCUCGGGGGGCGCAACUUCGAAUCCUUCUCCGAGGACCCGUAUCUAUCCGGGAAACUAGCUGCGGCGUAUGUGAAUGGCGUGCAGUCCAGGGGUGUGGCCGUCACCAUGAAGCAUUUUGUCGCUAACGAGCAAGAGACGAAGAGGUUUACCGUCAAUGAGAUUAUUGAAGAGAGGACACUGAGGGAGAUUUACUUGAAGCCAUUUGAGAUUGCCAUGAGGGAUGCAGGGCCUUGGGCGAUUAUGUGCUCUUAUAAUGCUAUUAAUGGGGUGAGCUCUUUGAUUUCGGCCAUAUCGGGUGAGUGUUAACAGGAAUUAUAGCAACAUGCGGACGUCAACGACCUCACCAUGAAGCAAAUUCUUCGGAAAGAAUGGGGGUAUGACGGGUUAGUAAUGUCCGACUGGGGUGGAACUCACGACACCGUCGAUUCCAUCAAAUCUGGACUAGACCUAGAAAUGCCUGGCCCAGCCCACCGCCGUGGACAGAGCCUCCUCAAGGCAAUCAAGGAAUCAAACAACGACCCCGAACUCCUCGCAGCUGUCAAGACCGGAGCCCGGCAUGUCCUAGAGCUCAUCGCGAGAACCGGCAAGUGGGGACGUUUCGGGGAGGAACCAGAGAGUGCGAACGACAAGCCAGAGCAUCGAGCGCUAAUUCGAAAAGCUGGCACUGAAGGGAUCGUCCUUCUCAAGAACGAGAACAACGCCCUUCCCAUCCCGACAUCCGUCAAGAAGAUAGCCUGGAUAGGCCCCAACGCGAAUGAGUGUAUUGCUGGGGGUGGUGGAUCCGCAAACUUAAACCCCCACUACCUCACCAAUCCCCUUGACUCCAUACGGGGAGCCGUGAAAGAGCACAACAUAGAAGUGAAUUACGAAAUCGGCUGUCAGACCGAAAAAUGGGUAAAGGCAUUCCCCAUCACCGAAGGCGGAGUAAAAACCUCCCCGGCGAGGGGCGAAGACGGCAUGAUCCUCGAAUUCUUCGAAGGCCGUAGAUGUCAGGGCGAGGUGGCAGAAGCCAGGAUAAUGAAAACCUCCACCAUUUUCCUCGUGGACGGGAAACCCGCCUCCCUGGGAGACAAGGACUACAGCGUCCGAUUAACAGCCUUCCUCACCCCGCAAGUCUCCGGAGAACACAUCCUAGGACUCGGCGCCGUCGGUCCAACCAAGGUAUACCUAAACAACGAGCUCUUCCUGGACCACACUCACUGGGCGACAACCGGGGAGCUCUUCUUCACCUCGGGUUCCGAAGAGGUAACCAAGAAAGUAGUCCUCCAAGCAGGCGAAUGGUACAAGAUCGUCGCCGAGUCAACCACCAAAUCCCCCGACCAGAAACUCCCAGACAUGGACAACGACAGCCUCGAUUUCGCAUCCGCUGUCGGGAUCCGCCUGGGCCUUGACCUCGUCCGCGACAUGCAAGAGUACAUCUCUCGAGCCGCGGCUCUCGCUAGCGAAUCUGACGUGGCGGUGGUAGUGGUCGGCAUGAACAACGAGUGGGAAUCGGAAGGCUAUGACAGACACAGCAUGGAUCUGCCGGGGAGGCAAAAUGAGUUAAUCUCCGCCGUCGCAAAAGUUAACCCGCAAACCAUCAUCGUGAAUCAGUCCGGGUGCGCUGUGAGCAUGCCAUGGCUAGAGGAGGUGCAGGGUCUGCUACAAGUCUGGUAUCAAGGACAGGAAUCCGGGAACGCGCUUGCGAACGUCCUACUCGGGAAGAAAGCACCGGGGGGCAGACUCCCGAUCAGCUUCCCCAAAAGAGUGGAGGACAACCCCUCCUGGGGCAACUUCGGUGACGGCGCCACGAAGAGCGAAAUACAGUAUAGCGAGGGCGUAUUCGUCGGGUACAGACACUACACUUCUCGAGACAUCCCAGUACUCUUCCCCUUUGGCUUCGGCCUCUCAUACACCACUUUCUCCAUCUCCUUGGUGGGAUUCACAGGGGGUAAAAACACGCUUGCACCAGGCACCACUGCAACGGUCGAAAUGGCCAUCAAGAAUACCGGAAAAGUCACCAGCAGCGAGACAGUACAGGUUUACAUAUCGCCCAGAACCGGAUCCUCUGCGGAAAGGCCCGCCAUGGAACUCAUGGGCUUUGCGAAAGCAGAGUUACAGCCUAGAGAAGAGAAGUUUGUGAAGGUUGAGCUGGAUGAGUUUGCUGUUGGAUAUUUUGAAAUGAGUGUCGGCAAGUGGAGGGCUGAGAGGGGGGUCUACGAAGUUAGUGUAGGGAGGAGUGUGGAGGAUGUGAUACUGAAGUUGGAGGUAAUUGUUGAGGAGACGUAUGAGUGGAUUUUUUAGUUAAAGGGAGAGGGGGAUGUAAAAUAGUUCCUCUGGUAUCAGGUAAUCUUUAUGCAUUGCGUAUGUGUAUACAUGUAUGUGUGCAAGAAUAGAAAGGCUGCGAAGCCCCGCCUGUACCUUGGUUCCCCAGGACCCAGCGCAUCAUUGUUUGUCACUCGCUAUUUCUAUCGCUGCGAACAUCCCAGUUUACUUCGCGCACCAGGUCGCUGGUCCCCUGCUCCCACGGAACUCACCGACAGGUACACUCCCUUAACCCAACGCCCCCAGUUUGCUCCGCUAGCCCCCAAUUUCCAAAUACUCCAACGCGUGCGCCGGCGCCAAAUCCUACCCCGCGAGAACCGAAAACAGUGGACUCCUAGUGAAAAUUAG
Molecule: messenger RNA, 3191 nt
Organism: Tuber aestivum (summer truffle)
Lineage: Eukaryota; Fungi; Ascomycota; Pezizomycetes; Pezizales; Tuberaceae
Source: the annotation of a GenBank genome assembly